AAUCAGCACACACACCCGCAGAGGAAGAGCAAUGUGAUAGUUCAGCCGUUGCUCGGGAGAUACCUUUUGGGGCCCCGAGAUCUUGAGAUUUCCUGGCGAUUGAUGUCCGACUCGUUGUGGCACGGGGAUGCUGAUUCCCGCGGCCAUUCGGACGAGGAACAGCCCGCUCACGCACCGAUGACGGAACCAGUGCGAAAGCUUAGCCUGGUGAGCGCCAGAUCACUACUCAUAGACUGACUGAUAGAGAUGCCUGUGUCUAGGUAUGCACUGGCUGUGCGUUCAUUGACAGGCGGGGCUGAUAGGUCUAUCGUUCUUCAGUGUGAGUGGCGGUGUGUACGGCUCAGAGCUGAUGGUCCGCGCACUCGGCAUGCGGCUGGCAGUUCUGGGACAGCUCUUCAUGUGUGUCGCGUAUGCAUUCCCAUACAGCCUCAUAUGCCUCGAACAAUCGGUGAGCGAGCGACACAAACACGUAGAAUGGCAGGCAGGCGCAUUGGGUCGUGGUUGUGUGUCAAAUGCAGUUGUUGUUGCCCGUUAAUGGAGGUCCGGCACACCUACCAAAGACCUAACCUGACACGCGUACUCUGUAUAUCUUUCCAUGUGAUCCACAGGCCAAAUGGUGUGGGCGAGAGCGGCUUAUGGACCGUUCUUCGGCAUGGUUGCCGGCAGCAUCUAUCUAUGCUACGAGUUCUCGAUCCUCGGUGCGUGACCACACAAACACGGACUUCUCUCGUGCAGCUGAAGCAACUCGUCUGUGUGCGGACAGGCAGCUACACGGCCCUGUCGGUCGACUACCUGUCCCGGUUCUUCCCGUCGAUUCGCGCCAGAUGGGCGGAGCUGACCUUGAACUUGGGGAUACUGCUGCUUGGACUUGUAACCUGCUGGGCCAGCAUCGACAGAGUGGGGAGGCUGUUCACCCUGCUGAUGGUCGGCACUCUGGUGCCCUCGCUCGUGCUCAUCGUGUGGACGCUCUGUGUGGUGCCUUGGCGCGCUUUCUUUGCCCUACGGCCCUUCCCCGCCCGAUUCGACUGGUUCCAGGUGGGUGGGCUCGGGGAGGGCAGGCAGGACACGGAUGCCAUUUGUCUGUGUGUCCCCCUUUGCCUGUCUUGUGUUGUGCUAUCCUGUCAUGCAGGGAGUGUCUGUGUUAUUCUGGUCCAACACGGGUUAUGGGUCUGCCUUCAUCAGAGUGGCUGAUAACAAGCAGCUGGCAAAUGUGCCGGUGGCGGCCUUGGUGAACUGCGUCAUCGUGUCGUUGUCUUACCUACUGCCUUUCUGGGCAGGUGAGGACAAAUGACCGACAUACGCACACCGACAGACAAACACACACUCGGUCGGCUUCUUCUGUGCGCCCCGCCCCGCCACGUGUGUCGUGUAGCUGCGGCGGUGGAUGACGACUACUCGUCAUGGAGCGACGGCCACUUUGUCGAGGUGGCGGCCAAAAUCGGUGCUCCAUCUGCAGUGGGCUUGAGCCUUGCUCUUGGAUCGUUAUGCUCUGCUCUUGGGCAGCUGGUCGGCGACUUGACCACAGCGUGCGAAUUUGCUGCGUGUAUGAGUGGGUUUGGGUAUCUGCCCAAGUGCCUCGGUCAGUCAAUUGGGUGGGUCAAGAGGGGAACAGAGCUGCCUAUGUAUGCAUCAACACGGUGUGUUGUGUGUUCAGCCACUCGCAACAAGAGUGAUCAGCCGGUGAUGGCCCUGCUGCUCAUGUUCUCUUUGGCGUUGGUCUCUUCGUCUCUUCUCGACUUCUCUUCGCUGGCCGGUCUGUCGGCCGUUUUCUACUCCCUGGGUGUAUUCAUCAAGUUCAGCUGCUUCCUCUACUUCAGAAGGACGUACCCCCAUACACCCGCCCGGCGAUGGAAGCUGCCCAUCCGAUCAUUCUGGGGCUGUGUCGCCUUCUGCACGCCCGCCAUGCUGUUAUCGCUGCUGCCCGUGACUCUCUCUGUGGGGUGGUCGUCGCUGCUGGCCGUGUUGCUCGUUGUGGGGCUGCUUAUGUCCUAUCCGAUCUAUCAAGCGGCCUACAAGGGUGUCCUGCCCUCUUAUGCCGACAAGGACGCCGCUCUUGACCUACCAUCGGCAGACAGCGAAGACGAGACACUGGUGGCCCGUCCGCCUGUCAGGCCGGACGCCGAGACAGCCACUGGAGCCGCAAGUGAGACGACGGAGCGAUCCGACUCCCAAGAGAUGCUGCUCAUCUCAUCCGACGAUUCGCCAUCGGCUGAUGGUUGUGAUGACGACGUCACCAUGGCCUUCGACGGCCGAGAAAUGACGCGGGUGGGCUCCCGGAAGUCCGGUGGUCAUUCUCGUGGGUUGGAGGUGUCCAGUGGUGGUGUUGGAAAUGCAGUGGUGGAGGUGGAAUUAUCUGUUUGUGUGUCGUCAGCCGAGAGCUCACCUAGUGAGGGAGAGAGGCUGGCUGGCGACAGAAGAGACAGAGACGCACUUCGGGGGCCAGCGUGAGAGUGAGGUACUGUCUGCAGAUGAUGCGAACUGUGAGGAUUCUCUUCGUGUUGCGACAUGAAUUCGAUUGGCGUUCUGUGUCGUGAAGUCGCAUAUGUGCGUGAGUGUACAGCUAGCCAGUGAGACGCACCUAUUUGUCGGACAGAGUGGUGUAUAUCAUCAGUCAAUGGCUAUUUGCGAAGAA
Vitrella brassicaformis is the source of this 2632-nucleotide messenger RNA. The record is from the annotation of a GenBank genome assembly. Lineage: Eukaryota; Vitrellaceae.